Messenger RNA from Miscanthus lutarioriparius, 2187 nucleotides. The record is from the annotation of a GenBank genome assembly. NCBI's taxonomy places the organism in Eukaryota, Viridiplantae, Streptophyta, Magnoliopsida, Poales, Poaceae.
AUGGUGAUGCCGACGGUGGCCUCCGCGGCCGCGGCGGCGCUUCACCCGGCGGUCUCGACGCGGCGAGCGGGGGUCGGGAACGGCAAUGCGUCCUUGGCGGCGGGUGGACGACUUGCCGGCGGUGGGCGAGGGCCGGCCCUGCGUGCUAGGGUGGCCGAGGCCGCGCCGGUGGCGGCCGAGGGCGGCAGGCAGGAGGCUCAUCCCGCUGCACCAAUGGUGGAGAUCCCCGUCACGUGCUAUCAGAUGCUAGGCGUUACAGAGAAGGCUGAGAAAGAUGAGAUCGUGAAGGCUGCAAUGGAGUUGAAAAUUGCUGGGAUAGAAGAUGGUUACACAGCUGAGGUGUCCACUUUCAGACAGGUUGGAGAAGAGAAGCUUGUUUUGGAAAUUGGUCAGGCGGCUCUACGACACCCUGAUUCUAAACCUUAUGUUCACGAUGUGCUUCUUGCAAUGGCAUUAGCAGAAUGCUCUAUAGCAAAAGCCAGCUUUGAAAAGAGUAAAGUGUUCCUUGGAUUUGAGGCUCUGGCACGCGCUCAAUAUCUUUUGAGGAGAAAACCAUCUUUGGAGAAGAUGCCCCUUCUUGAACAGAUUGAAGAAUCACUUGAAGAGCUUGCACCUGCUUGCACUUUGGAGCUUCUAAGCUUGCCUCAGACACCUGAAAAGUCUGAACGCAGGCAAGGUGCUAUUGCAGCUCUCUGUGAACUGCUUAGACAGGGCCUUGAUGUUGAAUCAUCUUGUAGAGUCCAUGACUGGCCUUGUUUCUUGGGUCAAGCAAUGGACAAACUAUUAGCCACUGAAAUUGUGGAUCUUCUUUCUUGGGACACUUUGGCUACAACUCGUAAAAAUAAAAGAUCAUUGGAGUCCCAGAGCCAGCGGGUUGUAGUUGACUUCAACUGCUUCUACAUGGCGAUGCUUGCUCACCUUGCAUUUGGAUUUACAACCCGCCAGACUGAGUUGAUCAAGAAAGCUAAAACCAUCUGUGAAUGUUUAGUUGCAUCUGAGAGCACAGACCUAAAAUUUGAGGAAUCUUUUUGCUCAUAUCUUCUUGGAGAGGAAACUGGCACCACAGUGUUUGAAAAGCUUCAGCAGCUUCAAAGUACUGGAAGUUCAAAUUCGAAGAAUUAUGGGUUAGAUAAAAAGAAGGACAGCAGUGACAAGGUUACUGUCAACCAAUCACUGGAACUGUGGCUGAAGGAUGUGGCCCUUUCUCGUUUCGCAGAUACGAAAGAUUGUCCUCCAUCUUUGGCCAACUUUUUUGGAGCUCCUAAGCGCGUCCUUAACACAUCCAAGCAGAAACUGGGAUCCCCAAGAUCAGUCCUUUUGAUCUCUCAGCCGUCUUCUAGUGCCUCAGCAUGCAACAGAACUUCAGCAGAGCAGACCAGAUUGAGUCCAAACAGCCAUCUGGGGGAGUCUGUUAAGCAACUUGCACCUGCCAACUUGGGGCUCCAAUCAUCAAUGGAUAGGCAAGUAAAUGGUUCAGGGACAGCUUCUGUUCCCCUGAAGCGAAAUCCUGGAUCCCAUCUCAGAACAUUGGAAUUAUGGGGACUAGGUGGAGACGUUAUACGAAAGCUUGCCUAUAGUGCACUCCUAGGCUUUGUUGUAUUUAGCACAUUAAAAUUGGUCAAGUUUCAGUUUCGGCAUGUGAGAUACACGAACCCAAGUAGAGAGUCUGCAACCGUGUCAUCCUUGAAUGAAGCGUCUGCAUCAGAAGGUUCUUUUAUCACCAGUGGUGUCAGGAAGCAUUUUGAAAAUUUGUCAAAAUUGCUUUGGCUGAGUGAUAGGCUUAAUUCAAAUAGCGCAGAAAGUGAUAAGCACCCAGCAGCUAAUGAUAUCACUGCUGCAGUUUCUCUUGGCCCUGACUAUCAAACUGACAUGUUACCAGAGAUUCUUGAUGGUUCAAUGCUCUCUAAGUGGCAAGACUUAGCGUUGUUAGCAAAGGACCAGUCCUGCUAUUGGAGAUUUGUGCUGCUGAAUCUUAAUGUUGUUCGAGCUGAGAUAAUCUUGGAUGAAGUCGGUGCUGGUGAAGCAGCAGAAAUUGAUGCUGUGCUUGAGGCGGCGGCUGAGCUUGUUGAUGGUUCCCAGCCCAAGAAACCCAGUUAUUACAGCACAUACGAAGUUCAGUACGUAUUGAGGAGGCAGAAUGAUGGAUCUUGGAAAAUCUCCGAGGCUGCUGUCCGGGACCUGACGUGA